AUGAUACAAACAAAUAAAGUCUCUUUUAUUAAUAUUGUCUCAUUUACUAUUUUAAUAUGGAUUAGCCAGUGUUUAUAUGAGUCAACUACUUCUGGAGAAUCAUGGAAUAAAAACAUCAUAUUAUAUAAUGUAUCAGAUGCAAGAGUAGAUAGAAUAUUAAUUGGAGAAACAGAUGUAAAUUUCCGACAGAACUACUCAUUCUUAAAAGAAAAGGCCAUGCAUUUACUAGAUGAAGAUGAUGAUAUUUUUGCAAAUAAAUUAAAUGCAUUAAUACAAAAUGGGGAUUUCCAGGAAAAUUACAAAAAAGAAAUGUACGAUAGUAAUUUUGAAAUACCAUUAAAUUCAUUUAAAUAUAUUGAUAAUAAUUAUGAUAGUUAUGACAGUCUCAAAGAAUCGGAAUAUGAAGAAAAAAAAGAACCAAUUAAAAUGAAAAAAUUUGAUUCAAGAAGAAAAAAAAAAUCAUCGUUGUCUAAAAGUUUUUUAAAGAGUUUAGAUGAAAAAUACGAAAAUUGCGUGGCAGAACUAAGGGAUACAAAAUGUAAAAGGACAAGGAAACUUACAGAUAAGUUUGAUCUAAGUAUGUUCACAAAUAUGUUUAUAGCUCUUAGUCCAAUUUUGAUAUCCGGUUUUCUCAUGAUAAUGCUUUUGAUUUCAAAGUGGUCUGGUGGUAUAUUAUUUUCAGUGGCUCUAUUUCUUGCAUCUGUAGUUUAUGUUAUCUAUAAAUUUUUUAAAAUUAAUGGUGAGUAA
Messenger RNA from Plasmodium malariae, 747 nucleotides. RefSeq names its product Plasmodium exported protein, unknown function. NCBI's taxonomy places the organism in Eukaryota, Apicomplexa, Aconoidasida, Haemosporida, Plasmodiidae. The record is from RefSeq and is a predicted model, not a curated record. The coding region runs from base 1 to 747 and encodes 248 amino acids. The transcript is spliced from 2 exons.